GAGCCGGGGGGAACGCCGGGGCUCAGCGGCGCGCGCGCGGGGGUCAUGGCGUCGGUGCAGGCGUCCCGCCGCCAGUGGUGCUACCUGUGCGACCUGCCCAAGAUGCCGUGGGCCAUGGUGUGGGACUUCAGCGAGGCGGUGUGCCGCGGCUGCGUGAACUUCGAGGGUGCGGAUCGCAUCGAGCUGCUCAUCGACGCUGCCCGCCAACUCAAGCGCAGCCACGUGCUCCCCGAGGGCCGCUCUCCCGGGCCCCCCGCCCUCAAGCACCCGACCACUAAGGACCUGGCUGCGGCCGCUGCACAGGGGCCUCAGUUACCGCCUCCGCAGGCCCAGCCCCAGCCGUCAGGAACAGGCGGUGGCAUCUCUGGCCAGGACCGCUAUGACAGGGCCACAUCGUCGGGCCGCCUCCCCCUGCCCUCGCCCGCUCUGGAGUAUACCCUGGGGUCCCGCCUGGCUAAUGGGCUGGGCCGUGAGGAGGCCGUGGCGGAGGGGGCGCGGAGGGCCCUGCUUGGCUCCAUGCCCAGCUUGGUGCCCCCCGGGCUGCUGGCAGCUGCGGUGUCUGGCCUGGGAAGCCGAGGCCUGACGCUGGCACCCGGCUUGAGUCCUGCCCGUCCAGCUUUUGGCUCCGAUUUUGAGAAGGAGAAGCAGCAGAGGAAUGCGGACUGUCUGGCAGAACUGAACGAGGCCAUGCGUGGCCGGGCGGAGGAGUGGCACGGGCGCCCCAAAGCUGUGCGGGAACAGCUGCUGGCGCUGUCUGCCUGCGCCCCCUUCAAUGUCCGUUUCAAGAAGGAUCACGGGCUGGUCGGACGGGUGUUCGCUUUUGAUGCUACUGCCCGCCCGCCGGGCUACGAGUUCGAGCUGAAGCUUUUUACCGAAUACCCCUGUGGUUCUGGCAACGUGUACGCAGGAGUCCUGGCCGUGGCUCGCCAGAUGUUUCAUGAUGCUCUGCGGGAGCCGGGCAAGGCUCUGGCCUCAUCAGGCUUCAAGUACCUCGAAUAUGAACGGAGGCACGGCUCAGGGGAAUGGCGCCAGCUGGGGGAGCUGCUAACCGACGGUGUCCGCAGCUUCCGAGAGCCAGCUCCUGCUGAGGCCCUGCCCCAGCAGUACCCAGAGCCAGCCCCGGCAGCUCUCUGUGGCCCACCCCCGCGAGCCCCAUCCCGGAACCUGGCGCCCACGCCACGCCGUCGCAAAGCGUCCCCUGAGCCCGAGGGUGAGGCGGCUGGGAAGAUGACCACCGAGGAACAGCAGCAGCGGCACUGGGUAGCACCCGGUGGCCCGUAUUCCGCGGACACCCCUGGUGUGCCCUCACCCAUCGCCGCCCUGAAGAAUGUGGCUGAGGCCCUGGGCCACUCCCCCAAGGACCCUGGCGGGGGUGGGGGCCCCGUGCGCGCUGGGGGUGCCAGCCCCGCCUCUUCCACAGCCCAGCCUCCUGCCCAGCAUCGUCUCGUGGCCCGCAACGGUGAGGCAGAAGUCAGCCCCACAGCAGGGGCAGAAGCUGUUAGCGGGGGUGGUAGCGGCACCGGGGCGACCCCUGGGGCACCCCUGUGCUGUACCCUGUGCCGGGAGCGUCUGGAAGACACCCACUUCGUCCAGUGCCCCUCAGUGCCCGGACACAAGUUCUGUUUUCCCUGCUCACGGGAAUUCAUCAAGGCACAGGGCCCUGCUGGGGAGGUGUACUGCCCCAGUGGAGACAAAUGCCCCCUGGUGGGCUCUUCUGUCCCCUGGGCCUUCAUGCAGGGCGAGAUCGCUACUAUCCUUGCUGGAGACAUCAAGGUUAAGAAAGAACGGGACCCCUAGGCCACCACUGCCACCAGUCUACUGCCUCCCACCCCCUUGCUACCCACCGCUGCUGCGGAUAAAUUAUUCCCUCCCCCACCCAGCCCAGUGCUACCCCCACCUGUGUACAUACCCCCUUCCUCAUCCCAGAUGGGUCCCUUGGGGUAGAUGCAUUGAGGGUGGGGGGAGAAAGCUUGUGGCUUCUGUUCGAGGGGGUGUUUGGGGUCCCUUGGCCCCUCCAGUUUCCCUCUCCCCUCCUUGGCUUUGCUGCUGCUUGUAGUUGGGGGAGAGGUGCCCCCCUCCUCCUUGAGAAGGGGUCUCCUGAAAUCUCGCUCUUUAUAAACAAAGCAAAAGCAUUUUAUUGCCCCCCCUCUCCCGCCCCCUUUUCCUCCUUCAAUAAACCGAAAGAUGGGUUUUUUUUUUC
Ailuropoda melanoleuca (giant panda) is the source of this 2200-nucleotide messenger RNA. It is a transcript of the gene IRF2BP1, whose product is annotated as interferon regulatory factor 2 binding protein 1. The transcript has a single exon. The coding region runs from base 46 to 1797 and encodes 583 amino acids. Gene Ontology annotation, molecular function: transcription corepressor activity. Gene Ontology annotation, biological process: regulation of transcription by RNA polymerase II. Gene Ontology annotation, cellular component: nucleus. The record is from RefSeq and is a predicted model, not a curated record. Lineage: Eukaryota; Metazoa; Chordata; Mammalia; Carnivora; Ursidae.